GCCACAUACAAGACUUAGGGGGAAACAGCAGAGUUGCCAGCGUAGAUGCUUAGAAGUUACUUUCUUCUUAGAAGUUACAGUAACUUUCUCCUAGGAUCCUCAGAGGCUACAAUCAUCUCGUUGGUGAAAAGCAGGGCAGCUGUCAGAGACACAGUCGAGGAGAGUCAAAAGCUUUAUGUUUUGGAGGUCGGAUGCGUCAGGAUGGGUGCACUUUGAUGGAUCCUUACGCUUAGUUAAAGCAUCAGUCUACAUCCGCAGCCAGCAAAGCAAAGCCGGAGAAGCCGGGCGCGGGAGCCGAACUUUCUGCGCACGCUCGAGCGGCGCGCGGGGCCUUGUGGGAAGGCGCAGACCUCCGGCGGUGGUGUAGGACGCCGUGCGUCUCCUUGGAGCCGGUGAGGGUGGUGGCGGCCGGUGCGGACUUUGCAGGACACGAUGACUUCUAAGGCAGUUGAGCUGCAGCUCCAGGUGAAGCACAACGCAGAGGAGCUGCAGGAUUUCCUGAGGGACCUGGAGCACUGGGAGGAGGACAUGCAGAAGAAGGACCUGGAGCUGAGAAGACAGGGCGGGGCUCCCGAGGAGAAUUUACCUCCUGUACGAAAUGGGAAUUUUAGAAAAAAGAAGAAAGGUAAACCUAAAGAUUCUUCCAAAAAAACCAAAGAAGAAAACACAAAAAACAGAAUAAAAUCUUUCGAUUAUGAUGCCUGGGCAAAACUUGAUGUGGACCGCAUUCUUGAUGAGCUUGACAAAGAAGACAGCGCCCAUGAUUCCGGGUCCCAGGAGUCGGAGUCGGACGAAGACGGCAUUCGUGUGGAUUCCCAGAAGGCUCUUGUUCUAAAAGAAAAGGGCAAUAAGUUCUUCAAGCAAGGGAAAUACGAUGAAGCCAUCGAAUGCUACACGAAAGGCAUGGACGCCGAUCCCUACAAUCCCGUGCUGCCGACCAACAGGGCGUCCGCCUACUUCAGACUGAAAAAAUUUGCUGUUGCUGAAUCUGACUGUAAUUUGGCAAUUGCCUUAAGCAGGAAUUAUACCAAGGCUUACGCCAGGCGAGGUGCUGCUCGGUUUGCUCUGCAGAAAUUUGAGGACGCCAGAAAAGAUUAUGAGAAAGUGCUAGAACUGGAACCAAAUAACUUUGACGCAACAAAUGAACUCAGGAAAAUCGACCAGGCUUUAUCAUCCAAGGAGAACUCACAUGGUCCGAGAGAAGCUGCAGCUGUGACUGAGCUGGCUGCAGGCAGGAAGAAGCCCCCUGAGGGUCAGCGGGGCAGACAGGAGGCCAUCGCAGAGAAAGACCUGGGCAAUGGAUAUUUCAAAGAGGGGAAAUAUGAGCGAGCAAUUGAGUGCUACAGCCGGGGGAUAGCAGCGGACAGCACCAACGCCCUGCUCCCCGCCAACAGAGCCAUGGCCUACCUCAAGAUUCACAAGUAUGAAGAAGCUGAAAGAGACUGCACACAAGCGAUCUUACUCGAUGGCUCCUAUUCAAAGGCUUUUGCCAGAAGAGGAACCGCAAGAACAUUUUUGGGAAAGAUCAAUGAGGCCAAGCAAGAUUUUGAAACUGUUUUACUUCUGGAACCUGGAAAUAAGCAAGCAGUGACAGAGCUUUCCAGAGUCAAGAAGGAAUUAAUUGAGAAAGGAUGUUGGGAUGAUGUCUUUCUCGACUCCACGCAGAGACACAAUGUGGUGAAGCCUGUAGAUAAUCCUCCUCCACGAGGGUCCGCUAAAGCACUCAAGAAGAUUUUUAUUGAAGAAACUGGCAAUUUGAUAGAGACUAUCAAUGCACCAGAUGGUUCUGCCACCGUCCCCAAGAGUGACCGAGCAACAGUGACAGUGGGCACUGGGGGCAGGAAGAACCCAAGCCAGGGGCCCUCUUCGCCCGCAGGGGGCACUCCAAAAGCUAAAGUGUUGAAAACAGAAGCAACCAGUGACACUUCAGCCCCACAAGCCCAGGUGGAUGUGAAGCAGGAGGUGUGGCAGCCUGUGAGUGAGAAGGCCUCUGUGAGGGUGCAGCCGCCGCCAGGGCAGUCGGCCACUGUGGCUCUGCCUCCAGUUCCUGCCAACUCCUUCCAGCUCGAGUCUGAUUUCAGACAGUUGAGAAGUUCCCCAGAGAUGCUGUAUCAGUACCUGAAGAAAAUCGAACCAUCUUUGUAUCCCAAGUUGUUUCAGAAAAACCUAGAUCCAGAUGUAUUCAAUCAAAUCAUUAAAAUUUUACACGACUUUUACAUUGAGAGGGAAAAGUCAACUCUGAUCUUUGAAGUCUUAGAAAGCCUUUCUCAACUGAGAAGGUUUGACAUGGCGGUGAUGUUUAUGUCUGGACCUGAAAGAAAGCUCACAGAUGUAUUAUUCAAUCACUUAGAAAAAUCAGAAUUGAAGGAGGAUUCUCUUGAAGAACUCAAGAAGAGAUACGGCGGCUGACCAUGAUUGGACAUUGCUGAGGCUUCUGUGCACAUUAUUUUUCUUACUGAAAUCAAGUGUUUGGCUUUUUACGAAAGUGAAACCUUACCUGAGAGGAGUGUCCUCUCCGGAUGGCAGUUGAUUCACUGUAAGUGUUCUGUGGCCUAACUAGUGAGAAAUGCUUCAAAUAAAUUAAAUUUUUAUGAGAUAUA
Apodemus sylvaticus (European woodmouse) is the source of this 2600-nucleotide messenger RNA. It is a transcript of the gene Rpap3, whose product is annotated as RNA polymerase II associated protein 3. The record is from RefSeq and is a predicted model, not a curated record. The coding region runs from base 433 to 2409 and encodes 658 amino acids. The transcript is spliced from 17 exons. Lineage: Eukaryota; Metazoa; Chordata; Mammalia; Rodentia; Muridae. Gene Ontology annotation, molecular function: protein binding.